Messenger RNA from Physella acuta, 1070 nucleotides. RefSeq names its product zinc finger protein 593 homolog. Gene Ontology annotation, cellular component: nucleus. NCBI's taxonomy places the organism in Eukaryota, Metazoa, Mollusca, Gastropoda, Physidae. Gene Ontology annotation, molecular function: nucleic acid binding; zinc ion binding. The record is from RefSeq and is a predicted model, not a curated record.
CUUGAUGGUUUAUGGGCCUUGAAUGGAUUUGCUACACUGGAGGAGAAAGUAUUUCAUUUAGUGGAAUCACAACUAGAUCUAGUCGCUUUACACGGAAAUGAUAAAACAAAACAUGGGAAGGUACCGCAGAAAAAAGAUGCACAAGGGAGACAAACCACUAAAAGAGAAAUAUAGAACAAAGAGACGAACUCGUGAUUUAGAUCAGAUCCACAAUGAUAUGAAAAGUCCAGACUCUUUGUUAAAGCAGGACGUUGACCUGGACAAACCAGGGGCUGCACAGUUUUAUUGUUUGACUUGUGCGAAAUAUUUUAUAAAUGACAAAUCCCUGACAGACCACUUUAAGAGCAAGCCCCACAAAAGAAGGUUGAAGGCACUUGAAACAGAACCCUACACGCAGGAGGAGGCAGACAGGGCUGCAGGGAUGGGAUCAUAUGUUGCACCAAAGAAAGUCACAGUCCUACAGCAGAGUAAACCAAGCACAGAAGCAGAAAUGGCACCUGUAGACACUUGACGCAUAGAUCUCUACGUGGGGAGGGGGGCUUGUUAUGCUUGUGUAUAAUGUACUUGUAUAUGAAAAUGUCCUUAAAGUUCAUCUUAUGCUUUUGUCAAGAGAAUAUUUUAUGUAGGUUUAAGUUGCACACAAUUUUCAACAAUAAUUUCUAUGUACAUUCUACAUUUUUACCAGUAUUUAUAAAUACUUUUAAAUAUUUGUGCAGACAUUUCAAAAUACUUCAGGUUGAUGGCCAUUGACUGUUGAAGAUUUUCCUUCUUUGUAAAUAUUUGGUAACAUUAUUAUUACCGUCACUUCUUUUCUUUCAAGUCAAACCUAACUUGAAGUUAAUUCAGUCAUAAUAAGGUACAAAAAAACUAAUUAAAAGAGAAUUGUUUAAGUUGUGUGCAUGUGGAGCUAGCUAUAAGUACAAAAACAGCAGUUUGCAUACUUUUUGACUUUGGUUUCAUAUGGCUGUUCCCCAUUGUCAGUGAGUAAUUAAAAAACAGCAUUCAUAUCAGCUGUUCCCUAUUGUCAGGGAGUAAUUAAAAUAAAGCAUAUGAAAAAUAUCACAAGAAGC